AUGGCUUACAGUCUCCCUCGCUCAGGUCCAUCUUUAUUUGCCAUUGACUGCGCGGCUGAAGGCACGGAUGCUGCUAUUACAGUACAGAGUGAUUCCUCCACCAAUUACCUGCUCGGCAAUGCCAUCAACCUGACCAUCUCAUACACCUCCCCGAAAGAUGCAACUGUUAGCUGGUCUAAAGAUGGCGUCCUGCUGGCAACAUGGAGCAAAGGGUCCGCUGAUGUCGCGGAUGCCUACAUUGGAAGACUGACGAUCACCGGGAAUGGAUCCCUACUGAUAUCUAACAUCAUCAAGGGUGACGGCGGAGAUUACACGGUCAGGGUGGGAGCAAACGGAGAAAUCCCAGGCACUCUGACUUGGCCAGUGACAAUUUACGACCCGGUGACGAGCCCCUCGGUGUCGCAGUCUCCUGCCGUAGUAGAUGAGAAUACCCCCGCUGUUAAUCUGAAAUGUAGUGCAGAUAUCGGGGGGAUGAACUUCACCUGGACGAAAGAUGGAAAACCACUGACCAAUGACAGAGGCUAUGAGGAAUUAGAUGGCGGUCAGAUCCUAAAGAUUGUCCUUCCAAUGAAGAACGAUAGUGGAAUCUACAGCUGUAACGUGUCCAAUCCGGUCGACUGGAAAACUGCAACAUUGGAGCUGAGUGUUACAGGCACAGAAGAUAAUACUAUUAAAGUACAGAGAGAUUCCUCCCCCAAUUUCCUGCUUGGGGAAAACAUCACCCUGACCAUCACAUACACCUCCACAAAUAACCCAACUGUUGCCUGGUUUAAAGAUAACGCAAAGCUGGCCCAAUGGAACAAAGGGUCCCCUGAUGUCGCGGAUGACUACAUUGGAAGACUGGAGAUUAUCGGGAAUGGAUCCCUACUGAUAUCUAACAGCACCAAGGAUGACGGCGGAAAUUACACGGUCAGGGUGGAAGCACUCGGAAAAGUCUCAGGCUCUUUGAUAAUUCCAGUGACAAUUUACGACCCGGUGACGAACGUUUCGGUGUCGCAGUCUCCUGCCGUGGUAGAUGAGAAUACCACCGCUGUUAAUCUGACCUGCAGUGCGGACACUGAGGGGGUGACCUACACCUGGACGAAAGGCGGACGGUCACUGCCCAAUGAUAGCAGCUUCGUUACAUUAGAUGGCGGUCAGAUCCUACAGAUUAUCCUUCCGAAGAGGACGCACGGUGGAAUCUACGUAUGUAAUGUGUCCAAUCUGGUCCACUGGAAAAACGCAACAUGGACGCUGAAUAUUUCAGGCACGGAUGCUCCUAUUGAUGUACAGAGUAAUUCCUCCACCAUUUACCUGGUUGGGAAUAACAUCACCCUGUCCAUCUCAUACACCUCCCCGAAAGAUGCAAAUAUCAUCUGGAGUAAAGAUGGCGUUCAACUGGCAGACUGGAACAAAGGGUCCUCAGGGGUCCAGGAUCCAAAUAGGCAGAAAAUCAUCGGGAAUGGAUCCCUACUGAUAUCUAACAGCACCAAGGAUGACAGCGGAAAUUACACGGUCAGGGUGGGAGCAUUCGGAGAAUUACCAGGCACGCGGAUAUUUCUAGUGACAGUUUACGACCCGGUGACGAACCCCUCGGUGUCGCAGUCUCCAGCCAAAGUAAAUGAGAAAACCCCCGCUGUUAAUCUGACCUGCAGUGCAGCAACCGGGGGGAUGAGCUACGCAUGGGCCAGAGAUGGACAAACACUGCCCAGUGGAGGCAGCUACGUUGCAUUAGAUGGCGGUCAUAUACUACAGAUUGUUCUUCCGAAGAAGACGCAUAAUGGAAACUACAGCUGUAAUGUGUCCAAUCCGGUUGACUGGAAAAUAGCAUCAUGGACGCUGAGUGUUUUAGACCCGGUGACGAACCCCUCGGUGUCGCAGUCUCCAGCCAAAGUAAAUGAGAAAACCCCCGCUGUUAAUCUGACCUGCAGUGCAGCAACCGGGGGGAUGAGCUACGCAUGGGCCAGAGAUGGACAAACACUGCCCAGUGGAGGCAGCUACGUUGCAUUAGAUGGCGGUCAUAUACUACAGAUUGUUCUUCCGAAGAAGACGCAUAAUGGAAACUACAGCUGUAAUGUGUCUAAUCCGGUUGACUGGAAAAUAGCAUCAUGGACGCUGAGUGUUUCAGGGAACUCACAUUUGGCGGCCACAGUUGGCGUCGUGAUUGGCGCAAUGUUGGGAGCAAUACUGUUCACUGAAGAAUUAUGGAGAUAACACAUGGAGAUCAUCCUUCACCAACCCCUCUACCAACCCAAAGUCGGAAGAGCCCCCACGAGUAUAACAAGAACGGGCAAGAAGGACACUUGGGCGCCAUUGAAGAUGGGCAAGAAGAACUAUUUAUGAGCUAAUCUAUAUAAAUUUAUACGUAAAUGAUGGACAUUUCAUGGUAUUUUCAUGUAGUUGUUGAUCUUAACCUUGUUCUCUCCGAGAAUUGAUGCAGCUACAAUAAAAC
This is a messenger RNA of Hyla sarda, 2431 nucleotides long. RefSeq names its product hemicentin-1-like. The transcript is spliced from 10 exons. Bases 1 to 2193 code for a protein of 730 amino acids. Lineage: Eukaryota; Metazoa; Chordata; Amphibia; Anura; Hylidae. The record is from RefSeq and is a predicted model, not a curated record.